Haemonchus placei is the source of this 264-nucleotide messenger RNA. The record is from the annotation of a GenBank genome assembly. Lineage: Eukaryota; Metazoa; Nematoda; Chromadorea; Rhabditida; Trichostrongylidae.
AUGGCUGUGAUUGAAGGCGUUUCCUGGGGAAGUUUCCUUUGUUCAGGGGAUCGCAUCACUUUUGUCAUGCAUCUCAUUCUCGUCGCUGUCUUGGUUGCCAUCGUUUCCGCUCAGGUGUUUCCGGAUGGACGAUUUAAUCCGGCCAGUGAACCACUGCCAUGUGGAUUUAGUUGUUCACGUCGCACUGCGGUUACAGCUAUAAUAGAUGGUGUGUUUUCCAGAGCUGAAUGCUCGGAUAGAAAUGGCAAUAUCAUGGCCCGGUAA